UUUGAUUUGUACCUGUAUGUUGGUGGUUAUUGGUCAGAAGAAGGAUUAUAUCAUGGUGGAGAGGCUCAUAUGGUGGGUAGGUUAAGUGAGGAGACAUUUACCUUGAAGUCUGUUUCUAUGUACGUAAAGGAGCUCUAUGGGUAUGACGAGAACAUGAGCAAAGUGUCGUGGUUUCCACCAGAAACACCUCACAAGAAAGAAGACGUAGAGGAUGAUGAGAUUUUAAGAAGGAAAGUGCUGCAUUAUGCUUUGGGAUCAGGAGCUAUGACUCUAUAUGUGGUUCGAGAAGAUGAUCCAUAUAUUGGGAGGCAUUCAAGUGUUAGAGUAUUGCGCUUAUCAGAUGAGAUUCCUGAAGAAAACGGUCGUAGUGACAGUAGUAGUGGUGAUAGUGAUUCAGAUUCAGAGGCUGAUGAUAAUAUUAUCGAGCAAGAUGAAGAAGAAGAAGAGCACGAGAGUAGUGGUCAUAGUGAUCUGGCCAAUGUUGUGGCACAAGUAGAUGAAAGUAAGUAUCGCAUGUUUAGGUUGGGGCAAAAAUACAGAUCAAUCGAGUCCUUCAGGAAUGCUAUUACUCGAUAUGCGGUGAGGAAGAGGAGAGAUCUUAGUUUUGAGAAGUCAGAUAGCAAGCGUGUAGUAGCAAUUUGUUCAGACAAGAAGUGUCAAUGGAGGAUUUAUGCAUCUAUCAACAGCAGCAGUAUUAGAGUGGUUGUUAGGUCGUUCAAUGAUGUGCAUAACUGCACAUGGCAAGGCGAGUAUGAGGUUGCCUAUUUUAAUGACAGGUUUGUAGUGCAAAUGAGAGGUGAACCGAGUUGUGGCUGCAGGAUGUAUAAAGUGAGUGGCAUCCCUUGCUGCCACAUGCUUUCUACCCUGCGUAUGGAGAGACACGCUGAUCAAGAUCCAAAUCUUCUUCUUUCUCACUGGUUCACCAUAGAGAAGCUAAGAAGCUGCUACUCUACUCCAUUGAAGGCGGUUGGAAGCAUGAACAUGUGGAAUAGCACUGAUGCGCGUGUAAAUCCACCUCCAUAUAAGAGGCCUCCUGGGAGACCUCCAGGAAAGAAAAGAAAGAGAGAAGUUGGUGAAACAAGACCGGGAAUGAUUCCUAAGAGAGGAACUAAAAUUCAUUGCGGCCUAUGUGGACAAGAAGGACACAACAGGCUAUAUUGUAAGAGUCUACCUGUUGAUAAGCCGCUUUCAAACCCACGUGGGAGACCAAGGAUACGUCCGGCUACGGAAGCAUCGUCUUCUCAAGCACCAGUGAUGUCUUCUCAAGUGCCUGUUAUAUCUGCAUCGUCUUCUCAAGCACCGGUGGUAUCUGCUCAACUUGUUGCACAAAGCCAACCAAUGGAAGAUCUUCCAAGUCUUUCAGCUGCUCUCCCAAAAAGGCGUAGUGGAAGACCUCGCAAAACUCAAUUUGAUUAG
Messenger RNA from Thlaspi arvense, 1416 nucleotides. The record is from the annotation of a GenBank genome assembly. NCBI's taxonomy places the organism in Eukaryota, Viridiplantae, Streptophyta, Magnoliopsida, Brassicales, Brassicaceae.